This is a messenger RNA of Pundamilia nyererei, 1368 nucleotides long. The record is from RefSeq and is a predicted model, not a curated record. Lineage: Eukaryota; Metazoa; Chordata; Actinopteri; Cichliformes; Cichlidae.
AUGGAAAACAGUUUCAUAGCUGAUGCCCUCAUUUACAUACGAUUCCCGCCAGGCGAAGAUGUCAGAAGUCGUCAGACAGACUUGAACGUCUCUCUGGGUUUUGUUCUCUAUCAGAAUGAUCGUUUCUUUCGUUCAAAACUCUACAUGAAGCGACGGACCACCAUAAGGGUCCUGUCAGCUAGCGUCAGAGGGCAGGAACCCAACAUGGUGCCACAACAUGUGGAGAUGUUGUUCAGACCAAGAAACAUCAGUGGGACGUCUCUGUACGACUUCUCCUGCGUUUUCUGGAACUACAGUCAGAAGGACUGGAGCACCAGCGGCUGCUCUAAAGGAAACACUUCAGAUGGACUCAUGAGAUGUUUCUGUAACCACACCACCAACUUUGCUGCUCUCUGGUCAUUCAGAGAGAACUACGAGUAUGCAGAAGCUCUGGGUGCGAUCUCCAUCGUGGGACUCUCUCUUUCUUUUCUGGGUUUGAUUGUGACGAUCAUUUAUAACGUUAAAGAAAUUUUUCAGAAUGAACAGAAGAAAAGCCUGAUAUCUCGGCUGUGCAUCUACUUCAGCCUGCUGGCCUUCAUCAUCACCUUUGUCUCUGGAGUCCAAAACUCCAGCAGACAAAUUGACAUUGAGGUGCAGACUGACGAUCGGACCAAUGACCUCCUUGACUCGGAUGAACGCAUAGAACCAGACCGCGGUUCGUGUAUGGCUGUAGCGGCUCUGCUGCACUUCCUCCUGAUGGCCACCUUCAUGUGGAACAGCGUGAACGGUACUCAGAUCCUGAUUCAGAAAAUACGCCGCAGUCUACCACCUCACUGGACUCUGCUGGGCAUGGCUCUGGGAUGGGGAGUGCCAGCCUUGUUCAUAGGCAUCACACUGGGGGUGACCUACAGUGUGGACAAUCCUCUGAGAUACAGACAGGAGGAAUUUUGCUGGCUGGCAGCACUGGAUAAGAACAAACACUUCAGCUUUGAGAAACCUUUGUUUUGGGGUUUCCUCCUUCCAGUCGGCCUGAUCUUGAUCUACAACAUCGUCCUGCUGGUUUAUGUGUCCAUUAAAGCAACCAGGAAGUCCUGCUUCAGGAAGAGUUUCCUUGAAUGCUUCACUCUGGCUGUGUUACUGGCUGUGUCCUGGGUUUUUGGGUAUCUGGUCCUCGUCACUUCAAGAACAAUGAACCUGGUCUUCAGCAUUUUGUUCUGCCUCUGCACAACCACACAGGGUCUUCAGAUUUUUAUCAUCACAGCCACAACGCCGACCUUCAGAGCCACCAUGUCCCGAUCAGUGCAGUACCUUUCCUCAGCCAGCAUCUCGUUUAACAAUGUGAAGUUCCGUCUUUGGAAGAACUGGCACAAGAACCACUCGGAGAAAUAG